This is a messenger RNA of Yarrowia lipolytica CLIB122, 2247 nucleotides long. The record is from RefSeq and is a predicted model, not a curated record. Lineage: Eukaryota; Fungi; Ascomycota; Dipodascomycetes; Dipodascales.
AUGUCUCUCUUUCUCUCUCUCUUCUGUCACUUGGUCUUCUCUUCUGUCAUUUGGUCUUUUCUGUUACUUGAUCUUCUCUUCUCUCCUUGUCUUCUCCACCCCAUCAUGCCAACAAACUACGAAGAAAAACUCCUAGAAAAACUGUUUUUGCUCCAUUACCUCAACAAAAGAGGAACUGACAACUGGAAAUCAUCACUCAAAGAAAUGCUGCGUUUCUGUUGCCAGUUGUGGAAAUUGCAGACUCCCCGACUCGGAGUCAUCCACGAUGGAAAAACCGUCGAGUACAUUCAUAAUUUGUACCUUGAAAAAAGGUGGAAAUCCACAAAAUUGGAUGACGGAACUAUAACAAACAUCUUCACUUACGAUCUGCUCAAAAACAUCCUCGAAUAUGGCUUCAAAUCCGGAGCUGUUUACAGCCUGGAGUACCCCACAGACCUCAGCGCACUAUUGAAACAUACUGACUCGGAAAACUGUGGAUUUGUUGAUGGAGUUGAUGUUUGUGCUGUGAAAGAGAUUGUGAAAAACGUUCCUCAACAAUUCCUCGAAUUUGCAUAUGCCCUGGUGCACGAAAGGUAUCCUCAUCGCAGUGUUACAGAAUGGAGAGAGAUACAUGUCAACACCAACAUUAAUGAGUCUAGGUAUGCUCUGAAAGACUAUAGGGAGUAUUUUCGUCAUUUUUCUAGCAGAUUUCCCCACAAGUACAAAAAAAUCGACACCAAAAACACCCAGUUACACGAUGAAAUCCUGGUCAAUUUUUUUUUGACCAAUUGUGGUCCCCAUGCAGACAUACCUGGACUUCUAGCAGCUACAUUUCUGCACAAAAGUGUCGCUCAGUGGAAAAAGCAUUGUGAAGCUGCUCUGACUAAAAGAUUGAACAGUUUGGCCAUCUCAUGGUACGACCCAGACACUUGGAAACACGUCUACAACUUGUUUCUUCCUCGGUAUGAGUUGGUCCAGGCUGGACAAGCAAAGGAUAACCCUAUUGAACUUGAUGAUAAGGAGGAAGAAGAGCAAGUGGAGACCUCUAUAGAGACUUAUUCAAGUACAAAUAUCCUUCAAAGUGCUCUUAACAUCUUUGAAGGGUUCUUGGACUGUACACAUCAUCAUUCUACUCCGUCGGAGGUGUUUUUGGCCUGUUUCAACGAAGCUAUGAAACAAGAAACAAGUUUUUUCAACCGAGAGAAAGCAUAUGGAAAGUUGAAAAAGCUCUGUGGACAGUUGAAUACCGAACAGUCAACUUCAGAUAUCUCUCCAACCAACCUUGAGCGUUUCGAGUCCCUAGUGUCUCCUCCUUCAUCUUCUCAGAUGAGUGUUCCUGAAUCCGUACUGGGUGAGUUCAAUGGGUCAGGUACUACAAAAAACUCAUUAAACACGUCAGAAGAGACCUCCAACACAUCUGGACACACUUCCACCUCUAAAUAUAAUUCUACCGCUGAAGAUACUUCUGGUAACUCUUCGGCCUCCUCCAACAGAGUCAUUCCAAUGGAAGAUUCCCCUCCAUCAAGCCCUCUCUACAUCAUUCAACCUCAAACAAAUCAGACAUCAACUCCAGUUGCCCCUGUUCCUACUCAAAAAGACGCUAAAGAGAGAGAUAGAAAGAUUCGACACGAGCUCAUCAUUUCCAAGAAACAGCGACUCAACGGAGGGAAAGGACUGUUCAAGCAACCCCAAAUCCAGUCCAGAACUCCUCAGUCAUGUGAAAUUCACCCUAGAUAUCCUCAGUCGCGUGACACCAAAGUUCAAUCUGGAGUUCAGUCCACUGCUGCUGAACCAACUCCUACAGUCCUGCGACCUCCUGGAACACAAACAAUCCCAUCUAGAGGUUCAGGAACUCAAGAAAAACGUUUUUAUACACAACAUGAACAUUUUUCUCAACUGUUAGGAACUCCCCAGGGUCAAAAAUCUCUUGUUCAGCCCACUAUUGCUGCUCGGGGUCAAAACUCGUUUCAAGGUCUGUCAGAGAAAAUUUCCCAGGCUUCAAGAGACUCUGAAGCUCGCAAAACACAAGAUGGCAUUUAUAAGAGACCAAAAUUCAAAAUUCCAUCUCAUACAGGCCACGUGAAAGCCGCUCGGAUCUCGUUGGAGCACCUUACAGCAACAGCUCAUUCAGCGGUUCCUUCUGGGGCUCCUGGCAGACCAGCUCCUGUUAAACAGCAAAUAACUAGCGUUGAAACUGUCAAGGAGCUGUUCAGGCAGUUGCAAAAUGCAAGAAACGGUCCCAGUAUUCGAAAUUGUAACUACAAGUAG